This is a messenger RNA of Lytechinus pictus (painted urchin), 639 nucleotides long. RefSeq lists its product as uncharacterized. The coding region runs from base 1 to 639 and encodes 212 amino acids. NCBI's taxonomy places the organism in Eukaryota, Metazoa, Echinodermata, Echinoidea, Temnopleuroida, Toxopneustidae. The transcript has a single exon. The record is from RefSeq and is a predicted model, not a curated record.
AUGGUAACCUGCAGAAAGAACUUCAAGCAUCUAGUAGCAGGUACAUCUUUGCAAAGGAAGGAUGCAUCCUUUCCCGACAAGCGUUCACGGAAAUACCUAUUACCUGGCUUCAAGCAUGUAUUUCUCAUUCGGAAUCCUGUAGCAGUGUUCACAUCCUACAGGAAAUGUGCCUACCAACAACUGACGAGGGUCGGUAUCAGAACAUGCGAUUCCGAAGACGAUGACGAGUUCGACAUUGAAUACGACAACCCUGUCAUAAACCCGAGCCGAUUCUUCACGGAUAUAGUAGAAAUGUUUCACUACGUCCGUGAUAAUUUGGAUCCUGAUCCGAUCGUCAUCAACACUGACGAUCUGUUGGCCAACCCCACUGAGGUGCUGAAGAAGUUCUGUCACCUGACCCGUCUUCCGUACAGUGAUUCCCUUCUUCAGUGGGAUGCCUCUAAAGAUAUCAUCAACAACUGGAAGACAGCGAACGAUGAAUACAUCAAGACCAGUGCCUUCUACGAAGCAGCAGUCGCAUCUGACAGGUUUCUGCCGCCAAAAACAGCAAUUCCCUUUGAAAAGUUAACACCAGAUACCAGAAGACUAGCAAACCAGUCUAUGCCAUACUUUGAAGUAAUAAAUCAAUAUAAAAUAUAA